ACUCGCGCGCCCCAUCCCUCCCAGGCUGCCAGCGCAGCUAGGUGCAGAGGGAUCCCAGGAGCCGCGCGCGCCCCGCAGUUUCCGCGCUAAGGGAACGAGUGCGCGGAGGGGACGAGCGGCUGGACCACAGCCGGCGCCCGAUCAGGAUCUCCGCGCUGGGAUCGGUGGAACUUGAGGCAGCGGCGGCGCGGGGCGCCAUGGCACACCGAGCGGCUCCGUCUUCUGCUCCUCAGAGAGCCCGGCUGGCGGCCUGGGAUGACAAGGUACCAUCCCUCCAGAGGCUGAUCCCAAUGCAUCGGCUUCGCUUAUCUAGACCCAGAUUUAAUCAACUCACCCCCUGAGACACCCAGCCACAGCUUCUGCUGGCUGAGCCUGACACUGAGUUUGGACCAGAUUCCCCAAGCUAGGGAGACGCAUAGAGAAAGAAGGGUACUCGAGCUAACCCAUCCCCAUUCUGAGCUGCUCUGCGGGGGAUUGGGUAGAAAGGGUCUCAGAAGAGGGAAAUCGGCACAGAUUCCGCUUCUCGCCGUUGCGGGGUUCCCUGCGGGCGGCACUGCGAGUUCCUCACCCGGGCACGUCCUCACUCCCCGUGCCCGGGAUGAGGGAGAAAACAGCCCUUUGGCGUUUGAGCAAUUGCAGAAAGUUUCAGCGAGUUCGUUAGUUUGGAGGGAAUGUUGCGAGGCCAGGCCGAAGGGCGGGGGGGAUAGUAACGGGCGAAAGUCGAACUGUGAGUAAGACCUGGAGAAGGCGACCGUCCUGGGGGUAGCCUAGGCAGUUCCACUCGGGCUGGGCGCAGGAAAGGCUGGCUCCGGAAUUCCCAGCCUCCGGGAAAGCUAGCUGCUCGGGAAACGCCAAUCGAAUUAGCUCAGAGAAGAGUGGCCGUGGCCUUGUGUAUCCAGUGUCUGUGCCUCAGGCUUCAACCCCCUAGGGAAAGAGUGACAAGCAAAUACUUCGCCUUGAAUGUUGCUACUCUGAAGCUGUAACUGGACAGGAUCUUGGCCGAGGUGCACAGUGAGCGUGGCCCGCCCCCUUCCUCAUCGCGAAUCAGAAUUUCUACACAGGGGCAGCUAGACCAGAAAACCUUCCCAGAGACUCACCACUCUGCUUUUCAUGGGUUCAACAUGUCUGGACUGCAAUCCUGCACAGUUUUGAGAGGGAGAUGACUUGAGUGGUUGGCUUUUAUCUCCACAACAAUGUCCAUGAACAAUUCCAAACAGCUAGUGUCUCCUGCAGCUGCGCUUCUUUCAAACACAACCUGCCAGACGGAAAACCGGCUUUCCGUAUUUUUUUCAGUAAUCUUCAUGACAGUGGGAAUCUUGUCAAACAGCCUUGCCAUCGCCAUUCUCAUGAAGGCAUAUCAGAGAUUUAGACAGAAGUCCAAGGCAUCGUUUCUGCUUUUGGCCAGUGGCCUGGUAAUCACUGAUUUCUUUGGCCAUCUCAUCAAUGGAGCCAUAGCAGUAUUUGUAUAUGCUUCUGAUAAAGAAUGGAUCCGCUUUGACCAAUCAAAUGUCCUUUGCAGUAUUUUUGGUAUCUGCAUGGUGUUUUCUGGUCUGUGCCCACUUCUUCUAGGCAGUGUGAUGGCCAUUGAGCGGUGUAUUGGAGUCACAAAACCAAUAUUUCAUUCUACGAAAAUUACAUCCAAACAUGUGAAAAUGAUGUUAAGUGGUGUGUGCUUGUUUGCUGUUUUCAUAGCUUUGCUGCCCAUCCUUGGACAUCGAGACUAUAAAAUUCAGGCGUCGAGGACCUGGUGUUUCUACAACACAGAAGACAUCAAAGACUGGGAAGAUAGAUUUUAUCUUCUACUUUUUUCUUUUCUGGGGCUCUUAGCCCUUGGUGUUUCAUUGUUGUGCAAUGCAAUCACAGGAAUUACACUUUUAAGAGUUAAAUUUAAAAGUCAGCAGCACAGACAAGGCAGAUCUCAUCAUUUGGAAAUGGUAAUCCAGCUCCUGGCGAUAAUGUGUGUCUCCUGUAUUUGUUGGAGCCCAUUUCUGGUUACAAUGGCCAACAUUGGAAUAAAUGGAAAUCAUUCUCUGGAAACCUGUGAAACAACACUUUUUGCUCUCCGAAUGGCAACAUGGAAUCAAAUCUUAGAUCCUUGGGUAUAUAUUCUUCUACGAAAGGCUGUCCUUAAGAAUCUCUAUAAGCUUGCCAGUCAAUGCUGUGGAGUGCAUGUCAUCAGCUUACAUAUUUGGGAGCUUAGUUCCAUUAAAAAUUCCUUAAAGGUUGCUGCUAUUUCUGAGUCACCAGUUGCAGAGAAAUCAGCAAGCACCUAGCUUAAUAGGACAGUAAAUCUGUGUGGGGCUAGAACAAAAUUAAGACAUGUUUGGCAAUAUUUCAGUUAGUUAAAUACCUGUAGCCUAACUGGAAAAUUCAGGCUUCAUCAUGUAGUUUGAAGAUACUAUUGUCAGAUUCAGGUUUUGAAAUUUGUCAAAUAAACAGGAUAACUGUACAUUUUUCACUUGUUUUUGCCAAUGGGAGGUAGACACAAUAAAAUAAUGCCAUGGGAGUCACACUGAAAGCAAUUUUGAGCUUAUCUGUCUUAUUUAUGCUUUGAGUGAAUCAUCUGUUGAGGUCUAAUGCCUUUACUUGGCCUAUUUGCCAGAGAACAUCUUAAUGCAGCCUGCAUAGUGAAAUGGUUAUUUUGAGAUCACCGCUCUGUAGCUAACCCUUAUAAACUAGGCUCAGUAAAAUAAAGCACUCUUAUUUUUUGAUCUGGCCUAUUUUGCCCCUCAUUGUGUAGCCUCAAUUAACACAUGCAUGGUCAUGACACCCAGAAUUCAUGAUGGUUUGUUAUAACAACCUCUGCAUAUUCCAGGUCUGGCAGACAGGUUGCCUGACCCUGCAAUCCUAUCUAGAAUGGGCCCAUUCUUGUCAUAUUUGACAAAUAGGACUGCCUACAUUUAUUAUUAUGAAGGUCGAUUGUUGUUGGAAGUGUUUUUUCAUGUCAUAGAUUAGCAAUUUUCAAAUAAUUAUUUUUUCUCUGAAAAUUUUGUGUGUGAUUGCACAAUAAAUAAUUUUUAGAGAAACAAAGGCUCUUUCUCAGCACAUUGAUGGGCAACUAGAAUUACAGCAGUUUCAAAACUCUACCAUGGAUAAUGCAAACAAACCGAAGCUACAUGCCAAUGAUAGGUGCAAAGAAUAUUGGCAAAAGGUGCUUUACCUUGAGCCAUUAUUUGUGUCAGAGAACAAAAGAAACAGAAUCAAUAUAUAAAAUUCAAAGACUAUCUGCAGCUAGUGUGUUUCUUCUUUACACACAUAUACACACAGACAUCAGAAAAUUCUGUUGAGAGCAGGUUCAUUAAAUUUGUAAGAUGGCAUAUUCUAAAGCCUGUGCUACCAGUACUAAGAGGGGAAGACUGGCAAUUUGCCAAGCACUUGGGGAUUAUUAUAACAAUUAACUAGGAGAUCAAGAGAUAAUAAUCUCUCCCCAAAUUUUCCAAUAAUAAUUGAGACUUUUUCUUUGCUUGUUUGUGUAAUUCAACCAAAAGAAUUUCAAUACCCAUUCAAAUUGUCCUAGGUCUAUCAGAAAUUAGGGAAGGUAGUCCUGCUUUAUAAUAGGAAAAUGUAUUUCUGUAUAAGAGUUCUUUGCUUUCAUUAACUUGGAUUCAUUUAAAAAUUAAUCUUCCCUGUUAGGCUGAUUUCAGAUUCUCUAGGAAAUCUGUGUAAGUAACCAGAAGACCUUUCAGAUGGUUUAUUUGCUUUCAGCAGAGAAUUUAUUUCAUACAGUUACUUAAGAGUGUUGAUGUCUUGUGAACAGAGAUAUAAGGAACCAUUCUCCAUCCUUCCUUAUCAUGCUGGGUACAAUGCUUCUAUGAAUAUUUCCAUGUAUUUUGACUGGGGAGAGGCAUGGAGAAGAAACUCUCAUUCAGGGGCUCCAGGAUCCUUCUCCUUGAGGCUUCUAAAUAAAUGGCAGAAUUCUUGCUGUAUUGCCAUGAUGUCACCCUGGCCAUGUGUACUGACUUGAGGAGAUCUUGCAACAUGGCCAUGUGCAAGGCUUUAAGGAGUGAGAGAGAUGUGUACAUAUCUUAGGAGGGUUAUCUAUGUUAUCUGAGUAUAUGUUUGGGUAACCAAAUUGGUCUUAAAAAUGAUGUUAACCCAAGAAGUAGACAUCAAAAAUUAAAAAAAAAAAAAGGAAUGUGUUUUCAUUGUUUUAAGUUUUUCUUCUGAGUAAAACAAAAUUAUAGAAAACAAAUGCAACAAUGUGCACAUCUGACUUAAGAGUUUCAUUUCUGUUAUUAUAUGUGUUGCAUGUAGCUUGGCGAUUUACUGUGUAAUGAAUAAUAGACUGGAACAUCUACCAAUAACUUUCACAUAAAUGUUCAAAAUAGAAGUGUAUUUUUUCAGGUUUCUGGAAAUAAAUAGUAAAAUAAAUGGCACAAAUAGUUUCAAUAAAUUUACCAAUUUGAGUGUUUUCAGCUCUAUUUCAAAACUCAUAACUAAUCUUCAGAAUUACUGAAUUUCCUUUUGAACUGGGUAAGGCAUUAUCCAAGCAACUUCACAUACUAUUUAAACAUGAUUUCUCGGUAAUUAUAUAUUCUGGGCAAAUAACAUAAACAUGUCAGGAUUUUUACAGGUGUUAGUGAAUUUUUCUAAAAAGAUGAGACAAAAGCAAAAAUAUCACACAUAGGUUUUUAUGACUAUGAAUACAAAGAUAAUGCUGAUUCACAAUUAGCUAUGGGUAAGUCCAAAACAUCAGACCUUUUACUGAUGGGUUAACUAGGUGAAAGAAAUGGGCCCUUAUUUUUUUUUUUCCCUAGAGGCAGAAAGUUACUUCUAAUGAUCUAUAUAGCUAAAACGAAAAAUACCUGAAAGUUAAUACAUACAUAUGUAGAUAUAUUUUGUUAUGUGAUAAAUGUUUCUUGUUUGCACACUUUUGGACUUGAGAAAUCUGCUUUUGUUUUGUGCCUACUCUGAGUUUAGAACCCAAAUAAGAGGACUUGUUAAAUAUAGAGUGUACUUUUUGUUAAAACUAUUGCUAGCUUCACCUGUAUACCAUCAUUGUUCCAAAUUAAAUAACUGUUUUGGGUCAGAAUAUAAAUGCUGGGAAUAUACAUUUUAUUACUUCUUAAUCUGGGUGUCAAAGAUUUUACCACCUGGUAAAUAAUGUUGGACUUCAACUUGUUACUGGCACAUUUUAAUAGUAGAUGAAACAUGUUUUUCUUGGUUAUGUGAAUAAAUGUAUGUUGUGCUCUUCAUACUUGUUGGAUUGUAUAGAGAUUAAAUAGUGAUAUGUAUAUUUUGUUGUUUGCUUUGGUAUGCAACUCAUGUAAUUUUAGUGCUUUGACUAGCUUAAAACUUCAAACAAGUAAUUUUAUAAUAAAGUUGGACUAAUGUUUUUCAAGAGUGAUUAUUUUUAGAAGGACCAUAUAAAACUUGAAACGCUUGAACCUAAACUCCCGUUUUAUCUGCUACUGGAUGAGAAGAAUUUCAACUUAAUUUCCAUUAUUACCUUUUGCUCUCCCACCCUGCCCAAUCUUCUGUGAUAUCUUCUCUCUUUUACCUGUGUCUCAACUUACCUAGGCAAGUCAUAAUUUAGAUAGAAAUCUGAUUUCCCAAACCUCCAGGUUUAGAUAUAUCAUUCAGAAAAGCCUCAAUGUGUCUGUAAUAAGAAACAAUCUCCAAAUUACAGCGCCAUAAACUUCACAAAAGUUUGUAUCUCCCACAUGGUUCCUGUCCACUCUGAAGGGGAGCUCUGCUGUUGUAAUCACUCAGAGAACUCAGGUGAAAAAACAGCCACCAUUAUAUGUGGCUGUUUCUCAAACUACAGAGCAUGGUGAAUCACACACAGGCUGUUAGAAUAUCCAUCUGGAGGCAACACACAUUUGCAUACACUUCUCCAGCUAACAUAAAUAAUGUGGCUUUACUAACUUCCCAGGGGGCAGCUAAGUGCAAUACUAUAUGUUAGGAAAACGGAAACUAAUUUGUAGACAGCACUAAUGAUUUCCACAUUAGGUAAAAAAAAUUUUCAUUCUUGUCUUCCUAAUAGCAUUUAAACAGAAACGAUUUUUAAAAGUUGUUUUAAACAUUUAGAAACAUCAUGGCAUAGAAACAUUUAGGACUCACUCUUUGUAAGUACUGACAAGCAUGGUCUUGUAAUCUGUAAAGAUAAGGUAGAAUAAAUGAACUAAAAGAAAUUUUAGAUGACUAAAAGGACUAUAUAAUAGAAAGAGGGAAAUCUUGGUUCUUAAAAAUUCAGGCAAUUGAAACAUUUCUGUAUAAUACCAAGCAUUGUUGCAGUAUUGUCUGAAAUGGUUGCUUUUCUAAUAAAUGAAAAUGACUAAAAUGUA
Molecule: messenger RNA, 6287 nt
Organism: Homo sapiens (human)
Lineage: Eukaryota; Metazoa; Chordata; Mammalia; Primates; Hominidae
Gene: PTGFR
Product: prostaglandin F receptor
Exons: 3
Coding region: 1194-2273 (359 amino acids)
Biological process (GO): response to estradiol; positive regulation of gene expression; G protein-coupled receptor signaling pathway
Cellular component (GO): plasma membrane; membrane
Molecular function (GO): prostaglandin F receptor activity; G protein-coupled receptor activity
Source: RefSeq, a predicted model, not a curated record